Molecule: messenger RNA, 2802 nt
Organism: Cucurbita moschata (crookneck pumpkin)
Lineage: Eukaryota; Viridiplantae; Streptophyta; Magnoliopsida; Cucurbitales; Cucurbitaceae
Product: ELF3-like protein 2
Exons: 4
Coding region: 549-2672 (707 amino acids)
Biological process (GO): regulation of photoperiodism, flowering
Source: RefSeq, a predicted model, not a curated record
UCUGGGUUGAAUCAAUGCUACCGGAAAAAGAAAGGGAGAAAAAUUUGAGAGAUGUUUUAUUUGUUUGUUGAAGACGAUCUUUAACGGAUUUUUCGUUAAAAGAUUGGCGAAAUGGAACCAAAAACAUGAGGUUCUAACAUCAACAGCGUAGCCAAAAUACUCCUCCAUGUGCUCCAUUCAGUCACUGCCCCACAAUCUAAAUUCAAAACCCUUUUUCUUCUUUAAUCCUUUUCAAUCUUCACCACAACCCCUUUCUUCUUCGCUACCCAUGCCUAUGGAGAUCUGACAGACCUCAACAACGAGUGUUUCAUUUUCUGUUCUUCUCUGCAUUUUUUUGCGUCUUUUUUCAUGAAUUUCUGUCCCAAUUUUGUUCAUUUCAACUGGGCUGAUGAUGGGUAUCUGUCAAUUUCUGAAUCUCUUCCCAAAAUUAAUGGUUUUUCUUUCUGGGUUUGCUGAAUUUUGUGAUUUCAUGGUUGUUGUUUGAUGAUUGAUGGGGUUUUUUUUUUCUGUUUUUGAAAUGAAAAUCCUUUGUUUUGACAUAGAGAUUCAUGGAAUUGGGUUCUUCUGGUGAGUUCGUUUCGUUUGGAGGUUUUGGUGAGAGGAUGAGAGGGGGGAAAGAUGAACAAAGAAUGUUGUUGAGUCCCAUGUUCCCUAGGCUUCAUGUCAAUGACACCGACAAAGGUGGCCCAAGAGCUCCUCCAAGGAAUAAAAUGGCUCUCUAUGAGCAGCUCACCAUUCCUGCUCAAAAGUUUUCCUCUGGAUCAGCUUCAGCUGCUGCUCCUCUUCCGCUCGGCACUCCGACGACCUCGACAUCCUCCAGCCAUUUUGGUGGCAAGAAGAGGGGCAUCUUCUCAUCGUCCUCCAAGGGCUCGAAACAAUCUCAUCUCGACGAGAAGCUUCACUCUUAUGAUUCUAAAGGAGUUGUGCAAAGCAAUGAGGCAAAGUUGCUAAAGACAAGUGUUGUAGCAGCAGGAUCAUUGUCAUCAAAUCCUCCAAGCAAUUCAAUUACAAAGGUCUUGAAGAAUCCCAAGAAGUUUCAGGAAAGGAUGUCGAGCGGCAGCACGAGCGAACUCGAUAGUUCCAGAAAAUAUGCAGGGAAUGAAGGCGAGGAGCAUCCAAAUUUGGGCAAGGCUACUCAGGAUCAUGUAAAGAGGCCUAUAUUUAUCCAUUCACCCACAGAUGAGCCUUUGUUGGAGCCAAAUACUCGGCCUUCAAUGAAUUAUAGGGACUCUCAAAAGGCAAAGCUGCCCCAUCCAUCUAAACAAAACUGGACUUCCACCAGCAAUUCGAGCACACCGUGCGGUGCAAAUGUGAGAGCAAAUCCCGAAGGCUUGGCCGAACAAAGCUCUGAAGCUCUCCAAGACAAUGUGGGGUGCGCUGAGGUUCGUGGUUUGGAAAAUUCGUCACCAAGAGAUGGUGACAGAAAUGUGGCUAACGAGUUCGAGAAGUUUGCUACCGUGCGUUUGAGAGAAGUAGAACAUAAACACAAUGUUUCAGAGGCUUCCUUAGUAGAUUCAGCUACAGCUCCAAAUAUCUCCCCUGAUGUCGUUGUCGGGUUGAUCGGUGAAAAACAAUUCUGGAAAGCUCGAAAGGCGAUUUCUCAUCAGCAAAGGAUUUUUGCAGUACAAGUGUUUGAGCUGCAUAGACUCAUAGAGGUUCAAAGACUCAUUGCUGGUUCACCACACAUAUUACUUGAACACUAUUUAGACAAACCGUCAUCCGCUCUGUCUGCUGUUAAGAACAAGCCAACCAAGUGUGCUGCGCAACAGCCGGUUCAAAUUGCCACGGUGAAAGGCUAUCAUCAACGCCCAAAUCCCGUUUUCGACACCAAAUGUGCAGAUAAGAAUCCUCUUGCCAAGCUUCCUUUACCUUCCUUUAACAAGGACAACACUAAACUUGCCCUUACUCGACAAACGAGCUACGAGCUUCGAGUAAAAGACACGCCACAAACUCCGAUAGCUGCUGUUCCAAAAUCAGCUCCCUGGUGCAUUAGCCACCCUACACCAGGAAACCAAUGGCUGGUUCCAGUUAUGUCUCCUUCUGAAACUCUUGUUUACAAACCAUAUACAGGACCAUGCCCUCCGACUGCAGGAUUCGUGACACCGAUGUACGGUAACUAUGGAUUAACGAGCCUAAACACAGGCAGUGGAGACUUUUACGCCCCAGCUUAUGCUGUUCCUGCUUCUAACCACCAAGGGUUCGGAUAUUUUCCGGGCAUGAUUCCCUUGAACCAAAUGUACUUUCCACAUUAUGGCGUACCAGUAACGAAUCAAUCGAUGUCGGGGUCAACUCCAGAUCAAAUGAGUCUGUUUGCUAAAGUGAAAUCAAAAGAACAGGAAAAGCAGAUAUCAACUGGGGAUAUCAACUACUUGGCGCACCAAGAAAACUCGUGCGAUAUGCCAAACCAAACGAGCCAUUCGAUGCCAUUUCGUGCUCCAAAAGUUCACGGAUCGAUGGGAAGUACGGGUAGUAGCAGCUCCGAGAGAGGCAAUGGAGAUGUGCUUCCUCUUUUUCCUACUGAACCACCAGGAGUUGAGGAGUCCAGUCCUAAUGCAGACAUGAGUGAGCAGAAAUCAAGGGCAAUCAAGGUUGUGCCUCACCAUCCUAAAUCUGCUACUGAAUCAGCGGCUAGGAUAUUUCAGUUAAUACAAGAAGAAAGAAACCAAUUAUGAUGUAUUUCAGUUCAUCUGGGAUGUGAUAUUAUCUAUCCACACUGUUGUCAAUAUUCUUAUAGAACUGUAAGAAAAUUUUGUCUGUAAUCAUGUUCUUCUCAUUAGUGAAAAUGUGAAUAGAUUUCUGAAA